CUUUAACCGACAUGCUUUCGGCAGCGAUAUCUUUCCUAGUGGUAGCCUCAUCAUGGGCUAUGUACAUUCCACAUGAUCCGCCAGAGGAGUACGUUCCAGAUCCGCCAGAAGAACCAAUACCGAUCAAUCCUUUCGAACCACUUUUGUUUAGAGGGUUCAAUGAAAAGCCGCGCCCCAUUGUUCCUCUGUCUGCAAUAUCUGGAGAACAUGGACAUGCUCCCAAUGAUGAUGAACAUUCUGGUGAGUCAAAAGAACUAAAUUCACAUCGUUUUCCGAAUUCUGAUCAGAAUUAUAUUCCUCAACCGGCGAACAUGGAUAACUCCAAGCAAAGCGCUCAAGUUAUUAACAAUUACUACAUCUUUGCGAAAGAAAUAGCUAAGUUAUUCGACGUCAAAAACGGAGCUUUGCCAUGGAGUCCACCAGCCAGAUUUGCAAAACGAGGAGAUUUUGAGACAGACGGGAAGGCUAUCAAAUUGCCUGAGAGAGUGACUCCCCAAGAACAACCAAAUUUACCACUUAAUGUGGAGGAAUUAUUAAAAGACCCUGAUUUUAUUAGAGCUUUUAACCAGGGCCUAGGGAUGCUGUUUGACCAAAAAAUUCCUGAGAUUGAUGGGGGACCAAAAACUACUGGAAAUCCUGCGCCUGUUAUAGGAGAUAUGGAAGAAUCUUCGAAUGGAGCAGCUCAACCUUUCGUUAACAAAACUUCGGAAACGGAAACGGAUGGGGAAGAUCCGCCUCCUAUGGAAGAAUCUGCGAGCACACCCCGUAGUAUUGGAAACAUUUUGACGCCCUCUCAAAAUUGA
Messenger RNA from Cylicocyclus nassatus, 803 nucleotides. The record is from the annotation of a GenBank genome assembly. Lineage: Eukaryota; Metazoa; Nematoda; Chromadorea; Rhabditida; Strongylidae.